Messenger RNA from Didymodactylos carnosus, 1797 nucleotides. NCBI's taxonomy places the organism in Eukaryota, Metazoa, Rotifera, Eurotatoria, Philodinida, Philodinidae. The record is from the annotation of a GenBank genome assembly.
GAAAUUUUAAAAAUAGGGCAAAAAACCCGAAAAAAAAUUAAAAAUUUUUUUUAUCAAAAACUAUAAGUCCGGGAACUGAAAGCUUUGUUGAGACGUAUACUUCGAAGUGUCCUCCACAAACUGCUGGAAAAAAACGGGUGGGGGGAUCCCCCCUUAAGAGAAAAGAAAAAAAACGAGUUUCGUUAUACUUUCUCACUAAAAUGAUACAAACCAAUCAGAAAAGAUGAUAUUUAUUAUUUUCAUUCAAUAACUUAGUUACUUGAAAGUUUCAAGUCGCUUAAUAGAAUUAACUUCUACACGACAUAUGCCUAGUUGAAUGACUUUCAUUCACACUGAAUAAUAUCGAGAGUGUUCAAUGGAUUUUCGAAGAAGUUUAUUUUCACAGAAGAUUUUCAUUUGCACACAACUGGAUCUAGUUACAAACUCAGCGUUGAAGGUUUAUAGAUUAAACGUUUCUUUCCAAAUUAAAUAAAUUUUCAGACUCGUGUCUCGUAUUAAAUGAUAUCGUAAUGUGUAAACAAUACAGUUUGUAUGAAAAGCAUGAAAAACUGUCGGAACAAGUUAAACAUUUUCUAAGCGUAGAGAAUCUUGGCAAUCAGAUACUUCGUCGAUUUCAAACAAAAUUCGAUAAAGUUUAGAACUUGGACUCUCAUAGAUUUACUUUAGAUUAAGGUCAAUCGAUAUACUACAAUUAAAACAUGAAUAAUCAAUCACGAUAUAUUAAUUUUAUUUUGUAUACAUAGUUUCUACAGAUGCUUAUGGUACAGUGGCUUUUCUAUUAACAAUUAUAUUUGUAUGCAUUUCAAGUAUCCUGUUAUUAAAUGUUUUAGUUGCUCUAUUCAAGUAUAUACAUAGCUAAAUGGAAACGUUGAUGUUUAAUAUUGUUAAUUUUUUUUUUCUAGUGUAACUAUUGAAAAAGUUGCCCAUGAUACACGUCAAUCAUGGGCCUAUCAUCGAUAUCAAUUAGUUACUGAGUAUCGACGAAAAUCAUUUUUACCACCACCAUUUAAUGUAUUUCUCUAUCUGUUUGUUAAUCCAUUGUAUAAACAAUAUCAAAUAUACAAAGCAAAUAAUACAAACGUACAUAGUUAUGGUACACUUGAAACAAACAAUGGAUUGGAUUCCAAUCUCAACGGAAUGGUAGUAUUCAACGGUAAUGAUCAAAUAAAAAUCAAUGGUACAAUAAACGAAAUAUCAAUUAAUUUUCAUACGCUACCAACAUCUUCAUAUGAAAUAUUUGUUUAUAUCAUUGAACAUGCACCAAAUGAUCUUGGUCGAUUUAAAUUAAAACAAGAGUUUACAAUUUUAUCUGAUGAUUUCACUCAGACCGAUAGUAUACGGACUGUUAUCAUCAAUGAACGACGUGUUGUUGAAACGGGUCAAUAUAUUGCACUCGGUUUCGAUUCUAAAUCGGGUAGCCCUUAUAACUGUAAUCACAAUGAAUAUUCGGUUGAUUUUAAUUAUUUUCAACAAAUGAAACAGUUUCGAAAAUUAAUAAUAUUUAAAAAUUAUCCACAAAAAGGUGCUACAUUCAGUUUUAAAAUCAAUCCAUUUCCUGUAACAGUUCCUUUAUAUACGAGUGUUAUACCAUUGAUACCAAAUAUUAUUGGAUCAUCUCAACAGAUAUCCGAUCAACAACAAGGAAAGACAACCAUAGAUCGAUUUCAAGAACGUGAUAAAAUGUUACGAGAACGUAGUAUAGCUGAAGAUUAUUGGAAAACAAUUAUGAAAAAGAUUAUUGAGGAAGAGCGACAAGAAUUAAAAAACACUAUAUACAAUCAACAUCAACAAGAAUAA